Messenger RNA from Brassica napus (rape), 777 nucleotides. RefSeq lists its product as uncharacterized. The record is from RefSeq and is a predicted model, not a curated record. The coding region runs from base 1 to 777 and encodes 258 amino acids. Lineage: Eukaryota; Viridiplantae; Streptophyta; Magnoliopsida; Brassicales; Brassicaceae. The transcript has a single exon.
AUGGCGAACCGCUACUCAAGAGCUGACAAAGGAAAAUGGAAAGAGGAACGUCCUCCUUUCCGUAAACCGCUUGUCAGAAUCCCGGCCUCGGAUAGCUCUGAACUCAUAGAGCGCAACAGAUUCACACUCAUAGGAAGAGUCACCAAUUCCUCAAUCCAAAAGACUAGAGCACUGGUUGACUUCUUUCUUCAACAUUGGAAUGUGGUAGGCAGAAUCACUGGAAGAGAUUUGGGCCCGUCCUUGUUCCAAUUUGGGUUUGAAUCGGAACAGGACCUUCAAGCCAUACUCUCAAAAUCGCCUUUUCAUUUUAAGAAGUGGAUGAUGAUCCUUCAGAGAUGGGAACCGAUAGUAUCGGACUCGUUCCCUGCGACGAUCUCGUUCUGGAUUAAGGUCCAUGGAGUUCCUCUCCAUUACUGGACUGAUGAAACUUUCGACAUCAUAGGAGCAGCCCUAGGCCCUAUUGAACUACGUGACUUUGAGAAGGCAAGAAUGAAAGUUCAGAUCAAUGGGCUAAAACCACUCAUCAUGCGUAUGGACAUCGAACUUCCUUCAAAGAAAGUUGUGGAAGUGGAGUUGGAAUAUGAGAAGCUUGAAAAACAUUGCUUCUUCUGUAAGUCUCUGUCACAUGAAGAUGAAGAUUGCGAGCUUCGCCCUCCAUCUAGACAAGGAAGAGAUCAGAGGAUGUUGGGCAUCUCCCAACACAACACCUUGGAAAGAAUCGAAGAAAGCAAAAGGCGGCAGGAAGGCAGGAGACAAACUCGUCUACAACAAGGAUAA